Messenger RNA from Geodia barretti, 1065 nucleotides. Lineage: Eukaryota; Metazoa; Porifera; Demospongiae; Tetractinellida; Geodiidae. The record is from the annotation of a GenBank genome assembly.
AUGCGCAAGUGUGGUGUGCACGUGCACCCUCGUGUAUUGAUCGGAGUUAGUAUAGUAGAUCGACAAAUGGCGAGCGGUGUGUGUUGGUCUGUUCUGCUGGUUUUACUGUUGGCGGUAGCGGACAAAGCUCGUGCCCAGGACAGCGAUGUCAUAGAAUUAGAUUCGGCGAAUUUCGACGACGAGAUAGCUGACCGAGACAUCGUAUUGGUCGAGUUCUACGCUCCAUGGUGUGGCCACUGCAAGAGACUGGCCCCGGAGUACGAGGCGGCUGCUACUGAGCUGACUCUGGAGGACCAGCCAAUUCCCCUUGGUAAGGUCGACUGCCCCGCCAACUCGGACCUCUGCGGCCGUUUCGGAGUGACAGGCUACCCAACACUCAAGAUAUUCCGUGGAGGAGAGUUCAGUGCCGACUACGCAGGACCACGGACCUCUGAUGGCAUCGUUAGCUACAUGAAGAAACAGGGAGGCCCUAGUUCCAGAGAGUUUAAAGAUGUGGAUGGACUGAAGGAUUUUCUGAAGCACUCUGAACACAGCAUCGUCGGUUUCUUCACAGACUCCUCAGGGAAACUGGCCAAAACCUUCAAGACUCUGGCAGAUGGUCUCAGAGAGUCCUUCAGAUUUGCCCACUCCACCUCUGAGGCUGUCCUCGCAGAGUUUGGCUACACCGAUCACGUGGUGAUAUUCCAGCCUCCACAGCUCCACACUAAACUGGAGGAGAAUGUGGUGGUCUAUGAUGGUGCAGAAAGCUUGCUGAUCUCAAAUCAUUUGUCAAGACCAGAUUCAUGGGCCUGGCUGGUGUACGUAAUCAGGACAACAGACAAUUCUUUGAUGCUCAGAGUCCCUUGGCUGUUGUCUACUACGACGUUAACUACGAACACAAUCCUAAAGGCAGUAACUACUGGAGGAACAGGGUCAUCAAGGUUGCCAAGGAUUUUGUGGGAGAGGUUAACUUUGCUGUUUCCAGUAAGGCAGCAAUGGGAGGCGAGCUGCAGCAGUUUGGGAUUGGGCCUGACCAGGAGGUCGGGGUGGGUGUUUUUGACAGUCAGGGUCGCAAGUAUGCCAUGA